AUGUCCUUUACUGAGUUUGUUGAAUGCAAGAUAUACAGAAAUGAGCGGUUAGUUGUAGGCUUGAGACAGCCUACUCUUGCUGGUAUGAAGUUCCACUUGAGCCACAAAUGGAGAUAUUCAGUUUGGGAGCAGCAAAGUGAUGAGGUUGACAUGAUGCAGCAUGAGGAAGAAUUUAUUGUAGUUGAGAAGUUACUUGGAGACAAUUCUCUUAUUACAUGGCUGGUUCUGAAGCUUGAAUUGAGGUUCAUUCUGAAGCUGGGUUUUAGACACAGUACGACGAUUUGGUUCAGCUCAGGACUGAACGUCAAGGCUCCUCAGUGGCUCACUGGUUUGAUUAAGCAGCUAGAGAUAACAUCUGAACAAUGCUAUAGGUUCUGUCCCGCCAAGUUCGAUGCUCAUGUCUCUGCAUAUGGAAGAGGAAUAGACACGCCAUAUGAUAUAAAUGAAGUAACAGAUCAAGGUUUGGCUCGACUCCUAUAUCAGCUUUCAAAGAUGGUGCUUUGGUGGUUGCUUCUCAUCUUUUACAAGAUGCUUUGGAGAUCCUCUGCUUAUCAAUAG
Molecule: messenger RNA, 558 nt
Organism: Microthlaspi erraticum
Lineage: Eukaryota; Viridiplantae; Streptophyta; Magnoliopsida; Brassicales; Brassicaceae
Source: the annotation of a GenBank genome assembly